Messenger RNA from Owenia fusiformis, 2008 nucleotides. Lineage: Eukaryota; Metazoa; Annelida; Polychaeta; Sabellida; Oweniidae. The record is from the annotation of a GenBank genome assembly.
AUUAGAGUAGGCAGCUUUGGGACCGAUCAUUUACAACAGAAAGGAGAUUAGGAGCGAAGAAUGAAGUACAUCACAGAAGGAUCAAAUAACAUUACAUUGGAUAUAGAUGUUGCAGACAGCAAAAGUAUCGUUGGAAAGCUGGCUGCUUGCGACAAUGAGAUCUUUACUGGAUGGGGUGACCACGGAGGACUUUUGGACAACAUUCAUAUAGCUGAAACCAUAGAUGAAAUAGCAAACAAAGCAAUUGGUUUCAUCUUCAAGGAUCCAGAGACGAGCCUUGUUGUGAUGAGUGGAUGUGGGACAUCUGGUCGUUUAGCCUUUAUGGCUGCAAGAUCUUUCAAUGAAAAGCUGAGAGGAGCAGGUAUAACUGAUUGCUUCAGAUAUAUCAUUGCUGGAAAGGACAAGGCGCUAUUUACUUCCCAAGAAGCGUACGAAGAUGAUCCACAUCAUGGCAUCGACGCACUGAAGGAGAUCUGUGCUGGAAAACAGAAUGUCCUGUACAUUGGUAUAACGUGCGGUCUAUCUGCCCCCUUCGUGGCCGGACAGUUAGAUUACUGCAUGGAUAAUCCAAAUAGAUUCAUCCCUGUUCUAAUGGGAUUUAAUCCUAUAGAGAUGGCACGGGAUAUUCCGAUAAGAAAUUGGGACAAAACAUUCCUUGAUGUUGCUCGGAGAUUAGAAACUCUUUCAAAAGCAGGGGACGGAUACAUACUCAACCCUGUAGUUGGACCUGAACCCAUUAGUGGGUCAAGUAGAAUGAAGAGUGGGACCACUACGAAGAUAUUAUUGGAGACCAUUUUUGCUCAAUGCUUUUCCAAACUCAUUCUGAAACAAAAGUGUUCAUCUAAGUCAGUGUUGAAUUGCUACGAAACCAUAAGAAAAGCAACAUAUAAACAGUCAGAGAAAAUUGGUUCCAUUGUAGCUAUGUCAGGAGAGGGUCUCAAACAUGGUGGCCAUAUAUAUUACCUUGGGAUGGGGAGUCUUGGUAUAGUUGGUAUGAUAGACGCCUCAGAAUGUCCCCCGACUUUUGGUGCAACUUUAGACGAUAUCCGUGGUUUCAUAAAUAAUGGUUUUGAAGCAUUUGGAAACGAAGAAGGGGACAUAACUCACAUGGGCAGACAUUUUAGAAUAUCAUUCCGCAACUUUGAGCAAGACAUAUCUCCUAAUUUAUCGAACAAGGACACAGUGAUUGUUCUACAAACACAGGACAAUCAAGUUCCUAACCUGAAAACAGGUAAUGCCAAGACAAUCCUCAUAAACUACAAAGACUAUACAAAACCAAACAACACUCAGGUAUCUCAACCGCAUGAUUGGCCCAAAGCCUCCAUAACAUUAAACAUGGAUCUUCCAUGGGAUGAGUGUGAAGAGCUGAUUGGUGCUGAUCUGUUGUCCAUGUGUUGGAUGUCUCUAGUGGAGAUAUCCUCAAAGUGGAUAUGCAACGCCAUAAGCACAGGGGCUCAUAUCAUGAUUGGAAAGAUAUACCAGAAUAUCAUGAUAGAUGUCAAGGUCAGUAACCAAAAGCUUUACCACCGUGCCAUCUCGAUCAUUCAAAAGUUGGUAGGAUCGUCAGAAACCGAAGCCGAAAAUGCUCUCAUUUGCUCAGUUUUUAAAUGUGAUGAUCCUUCUGCAAGACUGAGGGACACAACUGUAGAAGAACGGAUUGCUAUAGCUACACCAAUGGACAGGGUAGUACCAGUUGCUCUAUUGAAGGCAGCAUUAAAGUGCUCCAUCCAAGACGCAGAGAAACUGUUAGAUGAUAACCCAGUUGUCAGAACUGCCAUAGAGAAUUGCCUAAUGAAAUAGAUGUCGUUAGAAACUUACCUUGUCUACCAAAGUGAAAUGUCCAAACUAAUACUCAGAGAUAGGCUGUAAUACAUUCAUUUACACGUCCAUAGAUCAUUGCCUAAUGACUAGUGAAAUAGAUGUCGUUAGAAACUUACAGUGUCGCAACAAAGUGAAAUGGCCAAACUAAUAAUCAGAGAUAGUCUACAAAACAUUUAUUUACACGUCC